Cololabis saira (Pacific saury) is the source of this 1544-nucleotide messenger RNA. RefSeq names its product synaptic vesicle membrane protein VAT-1 homolog. NCBI's taxonomy places the organism in Eukaryota, Metazoa, Chordata, Actinopteri, Beloniformes, Belonidae. Gene Ontology annotation, molecular function: oxidoreductase activity. The record is from RefSeq and is a predicted model, not a curated record. The transcript has 6 exons. The coding region runs from base 212 to 1534 and encodes 440 amino acids.
CUCAGGAAAUUACAGAGAAGCGCUCACGUUUGCAGGAGAUAGGGCUGCAAGGAGCAUCUGUUUUAGGAAGAUUUUUUUUUUGUAAACAGUAAUUUCUGCAACCGAGCCACUCUUUCUGCUUCUCUGGGGUGCACAGAGGAUACAGAAACGCCCCAAGAUAGAGACAUCUAGUUUUAAAGUGUAAAUCUUUUUUUUUAUAAAAGUGGUGAUCAUGUCUGGUGAGGAGGCUCCGAGCCAGCAGGAGCAGCCCGAGCAGGUGAGGGGUGGAGGGAGCCCCGCCGAGCCCCCGCCGGCAGCCCCGCCGGCAGCCCCGGCAGCAGCUCCAGCAGCACCAGCAGCAGCCCCGCAGGAGUCCGAGGAGAGCGUCUCCUGGCGGGCCCUGGUCCUCUCCGGGUACGGGGGCUGUGAUAAGGUGAAGCUGCAGGUGAAGACGCAGAGCAAGCCCCGGCUGCAGCCCGGCCAGGUGCUGCUGCGCGUCAGGGCGUGCGGGCUGAACUUCGCCGAGCUGCUGGGGAAGCAGGGGCUGUACGAGCUGCUGCCCGCCCCGCCCGUCACCAUGGGGAUGGAGGGCUCCGGGGUCGUGGAGGAGGUGGCCGAGGAUGUGAAGGACAGGAAAGUGGGAGAUCGUGUUAUUGCAAUGAGCCGCAGUGGGAUGUGGCAGGAAGUGGUUGUUGUUCCCGCUGAGCACACAUUCCUCAUGCCAGAGGAGAUGAGUUUUGAAGAAGCUGCUGCUCUUCCUGUUAACUACAUGACAGCCUACAUGAUGCUGUUUGAGAUGGCCAAUCUCAGGCCCGGCAAGAGUGUCCUUAUUCACAUGGCUGCAGGUGGAGUUGGUAUUGCUGCCACCCAGCUGUGCCAGACUGUGCCAGAUGUGACCGUGUUCGGCACUGCUUCAGCUGCCAAACACGAGAUCAUCAACCAGGGCGGGGUCACUCACCCCAUCGACUAUCGCACCAAAGACUACGUGACUGAAAUCCGCAAGAUUAGCCCGGAAGGAGUGAAUAUUGUCCUGGACCCACUUGGUGGUUCUGAUACCCAAAAAGGCUUUAAUUUGCUGAAACCUUUGGGCAUGCUCAUAGUUUUUGGUGCAGCAAACUGUGUGACGGGUCAGAAGAAGAACCUGCUGGCCAUGGCAAAGACCUGGUACAACCAGUUCUCUCUCAACACCCUGAAACUGAUGCAGACCAACAAGGCUAUCUCUGGUUUCCACCUGGGCUACAUGCCUAAUGAUGACUUCUUCAGCAAAACCAUGUUCAGCCUGCUGGAGCUUUACAAGCAGGGGAAGAUCAAGCCCCGCAUCGACUCCUGCUAUCACUUUGAAGAGGAAGCGACGGAUGAAGACACCUCUAUCCCUCACGCCACCUUACACCUGUUGCUAGGUGACAGUCUGGACUGUUGCCGUGGCAUCACUGUAAGUGGGGAUGAAGAUGUUCAGCCGAGUCCCCUUCUACUGGCUUCAACAAAUAGGCAGCAGCCUGCCUGUUUCCAAGCAGGAAAACUACGAGUGGCUCAGGCUGGAAGAGAUUAUAGAUGACUUAAUGAAA